Messenger RNA from Odontomachus brunneus, 441 nucleotides. RefSeq names its product U-poneritoxin(01)-Om5b-like. The coding region runs from base 79 to 261 and encodes 60 amino acids. The transcript is spliced from 3 exons. NCBI's taxonomy places the organism in Eukaryota, Metazoa, Arthropoda, Insecta, Hymenoptera, Formicidae. The record is from RefSeq and is a predicted model, not a curated record.
UGUAUAUAAGCGGUGUAACAUGUAGGUCAAAAUCAGUCGUACAAUAAUCACAACAUCAGCUUUGCUCAAUACGAAAAGAUGAAAUCAUCGGCUUUGUCGUUGGCUUUUGCCUUAAUCCUCAUGAUGACGAUCAUGUAUACUAAAGCGGAUGCGGAAGCAAGUGCCGAUGCUGAUGCCGUUGCUGAUUCCGAUGCGGAAGCUAAUCCUGAGGCAUUCUGGCCAGCUCUCCUAGGUAUAGCAUCUGCCUUGUUAAAACGUUAACAAACGGAAGUAUUGAAAGACGAAAAUACACAUGAAAAUGGAAUACGAAGAAGCGAUAACUCUGGAAAUAAAUUAAAUAAUGUUCUAUUUCAAAAAUUUCUUUUAACUUGUGUUUAUCACAGAUAAUUGAUGUCGUUUAAAUUGUCAUUUGAUUGAAUAAUAAUAUAUUUUGCAAAUUUA